This is a messenger RNA of Rhipicephalus microplus (southern cattle tick), 5123 nucleotides long. RefSeq lists its product as uncharacterized. Gene Ontology annotation, molecular function: RNA binding. NCBI's taxonomy places the organism in Eukaryota, Metazoa, Arthropoda, Arachnida, Ixodida, Ixodidae. The record is from RefSeq and is a predicted model, not a curated record.
UUGGGCCGUUCUGUUGCGAUGUGUCUGAUCAAGUGAUCAACUUAACUUUUAGCAAACAACUUUGUUUAUCAUAACUUUCAGUGGCUCAAACAAUAGAUCAAUGCCACAUUACCAUCAUGCGACAAAUUCAAGCAGUCCCUUGAAGCAAACACUUAAAUAUCUUUAAAUCGUCAUCUGAAGCCUAACUUUUUCACAGACAUGGCAGCAAGAAUUGCCGAAGAUGACAUUUUGGACGACGACAUUCAGGGAAAGGAUGACUACGAGCUUGACCUUGCUGACGAAGAUGCAUUACUCGAUUUGGACGAGGAUGAAACGCACACGUCUGGCAAUUCGCGUGAUCAAACAGCAGAAAACGUGGCCAACAUAGAGUAUGUGGAUGAGGAAGGCAACCCCGUGGCAGUUCAUGAUGGUGACAGGCUUGAAAUAGUAGAUGAAUACAGCUACAGUGAACAAAGGACGAAUGACGAUGGAGAUGUGCUGGACGUUGGUAUAGACCCAGAAUUAGAUUCUCUGAUGCAAGACAGUGAAGAUCUCGAGAGUUUGUCUAGCCUGCAGCCUCGGUCCCAUCGACUUCGUCUGCCAAACCGGCCUCAGAAGACAGCCCAGAGUGCAGUGCCACCACCCGCUCAGAAAACAGAGGAGCCUGUGCCACUCGCCCCUGAACCACCCUCUUCUCCAAGUUUGUCUCGCGCCGAGUCCACGGAGAGGGAGUCUGCAAGACCUCCUGAAGACGAAGAAGAGGAGGAGGAGGGAGGAGGACGGAGAGGCCGCUUCCAGACUGAAAGGCGCGUGGGCACUGUGAUUGCCACAGUGUCAUCGAAACGACGACAGGCCAUACCCGAUUCUCUAGAUGCAGUCAUCAGUCAGGAGGAUGCAGCCAAGAUUGAUGCUUACCUUAGCCGUGAUGAAAGACGGCCUCCCAACCGCCGCGGACGGGGUCGUGGUGGCAACUUUAGAGGCCAGAAUAACAAGAGAGGCGGUGGCGGGCCUUCCCGAGGCGGCUACCGUGGUGCAGCACCGCACAUAGACCCUUGGGUGACACCUCUCUUUCCCAUGCACGCUCCAGGCCUUGUGCGAUUUGGGACACAGUCUCCACCGCAGCGACCUUUUCUCCCACCAGCCAUGGCCAGCACAGAGGGACCACGUGGCAAGAUCUUUGUGAACCCCCAGUUUCGCAAUGGCGCUUCUGGACUCAGACCUGGUGUCCAAAAUGAAGGACCACACUUGGGCAUUCAAACCUUUCAGAAUGCACGGGGACCGCCACCGUAUGGGAACCAACAACCAGAAUCUUUCAUGCGACCCCCAUUUGUGUCACAGGGGGGGCCUCCCCAUGUGCUCCGCACAGAGCCUUUUGUCUCUGCUGCCUUACUCCAUCCUCCUCAGCCACUGUCACACCACAUGACUCGGCCAAACCUGCCGCCCCAGCACUUCCCACCUGCCUUGGAUCACUUCGUGGUAGCUGGACAGUCUGAGGGCUUUGAAGUACCGGUGCAAGGUGCAAGGUCCUCUGAUUUUAGUGGACCGCAGCCCCCGCUGGGAUCUGAUACAUUUAGGCAGCCACAGCUGUUGGAAUCCUGGCGGUCCCCUCCAGCAACCAGGCCUCCUCAAAAUCCUGUACAACACAGGUUGCCUAUGCGACAGCAGCAGCAACCGCAUCAGCCUCAGCAGCAGCAACAGCAUCAUCAGCAGCAGCAACCGCAACAACACCUACAAGGCCAAUUUGGAAAUGCAUUUCCUCCUGGGGCCCCUCUGCAUCACCAACAACAGCAGCAGCAGCAGCAGCAGCUCCAGCAGCAGCUCCAGCUGCAGCAUCAACAUCAACAACAGCAGCAGCAUCAACAUCAACAACAGCAGCAGCAUCAACACCAGCAACAGCAGCAACAGCAACUUCAUCAACCUCAGCAGCAACAGCCACCUCUGAUGAGCAGCGGAGGCCAUUUGUUCCCGCCCAGUCCGGCAUACCAAGGCGGGCCCUUGCCGAGGGUGGCUGGAGGUCCACCCCAUAUGGCACACCAUCCUCAGGGAGCAAGCAUCUUGGAGCAGCAACAGCAGCGUCAGUUCCACCAGCCUCCAUCACCACAGAGCUCAGCUGGAGGAAGUCCGUUUCCUCCCAUGCAAGGGGGAGGCCCGCCACGCUAUACGGGUCCAGUGUCCACAACCACAAGCUUCGGUGCGCCACCAAGGUUUCAGCAGCCACCACCUCCACCACGCGAACCUUUCGGCAAGAGGCCCAGCCCUGCCUUGCCUGCGACAGCACCACCCAAGACACCACGUCUUGAAGCCCCGCGAAUGCCUCGGAAGCAAAGCCAGGGUCCACCGGCUCGCACGGUGAACAAUGCCAACAUCAAGGAAGUGCCAAUCUUGGAUUACUUGCCGCCGCCCGAGCCUGAAAAGGCAACACUGCCUCCAGCAAUUGAAGAGGACGCAGCCACUCAAGAGCUUCGGCGUAAAAUUGAGGAACAGAAGAAGCUGCGAGAACAAGUUAUGCGUAUCAAGGAAGAGCGUCGAAAACUGGCUGUCAUGCAGCGACAGAAAGACUUGCUGGAGCAGAGGCUUCAAGCUACUGCACAACCACCAGUGGCCAGCACGGCACCCAGUGCUCUGAGCACCCCAGCGGAGAAACCACAGGCUGUAGCGAGUACAAGUGCAAGUGUGAAGCAAAGACUCGGCAUAAAGCCACCAGCACCAGCUCCUGCGCAGCAGGCAGAGUCUGCGCCUGUUCUUAAAAAAGUGGUGAUUGUAAGACGAACUGGACAACAGCAGCCGCAGACUCAGCAACAGUCACCUGUAGCAACAACGGUGCCGCCAACUCCUAGCACAGCCAACCAAGUGAACACAGAGAUGGGUCCUCCACGGGGUAUGGGAAGUCUGCGAGGCCGAGGUGGUGCAACCAUAGCCAGUCGCAUUGGGCCUCUGCGCACAGCAGGCCUGGCAGCAACCGGUACACCUGGUGCACCGCGGAAGGUCAUCCGCAUUGUGUCUAACAAUGGAAGGCUGCAGGCAGUGAAUGCUGCUGGAGCAGCAGGAAUAAUGCCACCACGGCUGAUGGCCCCUGGUGUGCCGACAGUGCGGCCUCAGGCACCUGGCACUGUGACGAUGCCUAGGCUCCCAAAUACAGCAGCUGUUGGCAGAGUGCUGGUGUCAAACCUGUCGGCAUCCACAAAUGAGAAUUCGCUUCGUCAUCUUGGCCGUUCUUGUGGGGUUGUCACUGAAAUCAUUCUUGACAAGAACCAGCGUCAAGCAGUCGUCAAGUUCAGAGAACAUCAACAAGCCAUGCAAUUUCAGAAGAAAUAUCAAAGGCACAUGUUAGACUUGUCCAUGAUUCAAGUCAGCCUGCUUCCACCGUGAAGGUGGGAACAGCACUAGCUGCGCUCGGGACAGAGCCAUGGCGGCAAGAAGUCAUGUGGGAUCCAGAGUACCGGACCACGUCCUGAGGAUGCUACUGCUCCAGCCUACCAGCGCGAGGGUAGGCUGGAUUGGUUAUCAUCUGCAUUGGUCAUCAUACCUCCAGGGAAGUGCUCACCUUCCUCCACAUAGGUUCUUUGCAGCUUGCGAACUGCUUGCUAGAAGAGCCUCUUGACCUUCGUUUGGCCCUGCGACACACACCUCAACUCGUUUUACUCUCACUGUAACUGUUUCACUUAGCUAGCAAGGUGCAUAUCGAUUGUUCGAGUUUUUCUUGGUGUGGGGACUGCUUGACACUGUUUGUACCUUGAUGCCUGGAUUCGUACAACGGUGUUGAAGAAUGAACGUGCUGUCAGGAACAGUUCGACAUCGGGACAGAUGUGUGUGUGCACGUGCGCGUGUGAACUGCCCUUGUCCUUAUUAUUAUUUUUCUUUAUGUGGAAUUUGCCUGUGGGCCAUCAGUUCUCAUAUGGACGGGCACUUUCCAAUGACACUGUCAAGUUUGUGCGACUGAACUUCAAGUGUGCUUCUUGCAUUAGGCACCAGAUUGCUAGGUGCUGAUAGGUCUUCAGAGAAAGGUCACUUUCAAUCUUGUUGUAUGCUUUUACAGCAAAGCUUCAAGUUUCCUAGAAACUUGGUCGUUCUUGUGCUGUAUGGGAUACAUUCGGUGAUGAGGAUCGUGUCGAGACUGGCGAACUUCGAAGAAGCAUUCAUUGAAGAUUCGGCUUCGGCUUUCUCGUUUGGCAACAUUCAGGAAACAUUGCCCUUUGGUCUUUUAAAGCUUGGCUUUCUUCAGAAUGCACCUACUUCACCAAAACGAGAGAAUAAAGAAAGCUAAAAAAAGCUCCAACAAAGGAAUAUCUCUUCUUUUAAUAAGCUGCAGGCCAGGUUUUUCUGCAAUAUAGGGUGGUGCUCAUGAGAAGCGUUUCUUCUGGUAAUCAUAGCUGUCGGAAAUUGGUUGUUGAAGGAUAACUUCACAUCUGUCCUCACCUAGACUCUUAGGUGUACGUAUGUGCUUUUGUGCAGUACUCUUGAGCGAAUGUUUAAUCUAAUGAAGGACCUUGGAAAUUCAUUCUUCACACAAACCCUGUAGCCAUUUCUAUCAGUCAACAGGUUCCAAGUUAUAGUUUUAGAAGCAUCUGUCCUUCUGAUCUCUUCCUUUUCAUGCUCAUUACAAUAACUCGUACUCUGCAACCGAGUAUUAUUUAUUCAUACGACAUUCCGUCCAAGUUCUUUAUCUUUCUGUGAUGCUGUUUGUGGGUUUCACAGGACUUGCAUGUUCCACAAAGUCAUUUUCUUGAAACUGCUCUUCAUUUCAAGAAUUUUAAAAAUUCAUUUUUUAUGAUUUAAAAAGAAUUGAAUUUGUUAUCAGGUUGGCAGGGAGCAUUUUUUUCAUUGCAACUGCAGCCUCAUUUUCAGUUCUUAUUUUAUCUUGCUACCUGUGAAUUGUGGUGUAGAGUUCCUAUUUUCAAGUAUUGUGUCAUCUUUCCAUUUGUGUACAAGUUCCCAAGAAAGGAGCAAAAAUUUUUAAUUCAGGGAAUUCCAUAUAGAAGCGGGAGAGCGAGAAACUUUUUUCUUCAUUUACCACAUGAUGGUUCUUGACAUGAUAUUCAUAACUAGUAAAAUUUUGCAACCAGUGGGUGAAGAUCCGAAGCUUUAGUAGUUGUUUAUUGUCCGAAGAUUUGCUUAUCACAUAAAAAAUUUCAGCUACAGUGGAA